Molecule: messenger RNA, 2727 nt
Organism: Naegleria fowleri
Lineage: Eukaryota; Heterolobosea; Eutetramitea; Acrasida; Naegleriidae
Exons: 2
Coding region: 1-2727 (908 amino acids)
Biological process (GO): cilium assembly
Cellular component (GO): intraciliary transport particle B; centrosome; cilium
Molecular function (GO): protein binding
Source: RefSeq, a predicted model, not a curated record
AUGAUAUGGAAACGAUUUGGCAUGGCAGACAAAUCAAGGAAGAUUUGUUACAUUGCAUUAGACUAUGAAAGGGAGACUGCUGCUUCUGAAUCAUCUCCAGUCAACCAGUCUUAUGAAUUGCCAGAUGGCAAGGUGAUUACGAUUGGUCACGAAAGAUUCAAAUGUCCAGAAGUCUUGUUCCAACCAAAUUUGAUUGGUAUGGAAGCAGCUGGUAUACAUGAAGCUAUUUUCAACACCAUCAAGAAUUGCGAUAUUGACAUUAGAAAGAAAAUGUUUGAAAAUGUUGUCUUGGCUGGUGGUUCUACCUUGUUCAAAGGUUUUGCUGAAAGAAUGACCAAGGAAUUGACAAAUUUGGCUCCUGCUUCUGUGAAUAUUAACGUUAUUGCUCCUCCUGAAAGAAUGUUUACUGCCUGGAUUGGUGGAUCCCUUUUGGGUUCAUUGUCCUCCUUCCAACCAUUGUGGAUCAUAAAGGAAGAAUAUAUGGAGGACAAGAAUGUUUGUACUUGUGUUGGAUGGUCUAGAGGAGAAAAUCAAUUAUAUAGUAUUGCCGAUGAUAAACAAAUUUGGAGAUGGAAUUUGAAUGGAGAACCCUUAUCUAAAUUAUGUGAUCUCGAUGUAUUAAUAACGGACAUGCACUGGUUUCCUUCCUAUAGCAAAAAACUUGCUUCAAGCACAUCGGAUGUUUUUGCAGUGAGCUGUGCCGAUGGCUCAUUCCGAUUAAUGUCGAAAACUGGAAGAGUCGAAAAAACUGUUGCAAAUGCACACAAAGGAGCCGUGGUUACGGUCCGUUGGAGUUAUGAAGGAAAUGCACUUGUCACAGCAGGAGAAGAUGGUGUUUUGAGAAUUUGGUCACGAGGUGGUCAGCUCCGAUCAACUCUGGCAAGUAUAGGAAAAAGUGUAUACUCGGUAGCAUGGGGUCCAUCCAGUGAAGAAGUUCUGUUUACGAAUGGAAGAGAUUUAGUGAUCAAACCUAUUCAUGUUUCUUCUAAACAAAUACAAUGGAAAGCACAUGACGCUCAAAUCUUAAAAGUGGAUUGGAAUCCUCUUACAAAUAUGAUUGUCAGUGGAGGAGAAGAUGGAAAAUACAAGGUGUGGGACAAUUUUGGAAGGCUAUUAUACUCGAGUGCUCCUUUUGAUUACAGCAUUACAAGUGUUUCAUGGUCACCCAAUGGUGAAUUAUUUGCAGCAGGUUCUUUCAAUACCUUAAAAGUGUGUGACAAGUCAGGAUGGACCAUCUCAAGAGUAACCACCAACAACACUGGAGCCAUCAUGGAUAUUUCAUGGACCAGUGAUGGAACUCAAUUAGCAGCAGCGGGAGGAAGUGGGAGAGUAUGCUUUGGAAACCUUGUGGGUAAAUCAUUGGCUUGGAAGAAUUUACUGAUCACUCUCGAAAAUGAUGUUACCUUGAAAGUAUUUGAUCUUGUUUCAGAGGGAUCUGAAGAUUUAACAUUCCGUGACAAGGUUAUUAAUUGGUCGUUGGGAUUUGGAAAAUUAAUUGUAGCUACAUGGAGCCAAAUCUGGGUCUAUGAUAUUAAGAAUUUGAGCACUCCUCACGUGUUCGAUGUCAAAGAUAAUAUUAAUCUCAUACUGCAAUCAAAAAAUGCCUUCGUAACCAUGGAUAAUUUCAGCGGUAUUCAAAUCUAUAAUUAUGAAGGAAGGUUGACGAGCAAUCCAAAAUUUUCAGGAUUAAGGACCGAGUUUUUGAAUAGUUACUCGGUAUCUUUGAGUGACGACAUUAUUGCUAUUAUUGACAAAGGGGAAGCAAAAUCCACAGCAAUAAGAAUUCUUGAUGUUACGAGUGGAAAGGAGUUGGACAAACUCGUGCAUAAUAUGGAGAUUGUUCAAGUGGAAGUGAGUCAAUUUGGAUCUAAGACUGACCGGUGUAUUGCAUUCAUUGACCGAAACCGUGAUUUGUAUAUUAGCCAAGCUAAGAAACCAAGUGAUGUUUUCAAAUUAGCCACUAUGGUAGACUCUGCCAUGUGGAAUGAUCAAACCGACAUGCUCUCAGUAAUUUCUGGUGGUCAGCUCAUUAUUUUCUACUAUCCAAGAAUUGUCUAUGUUGAUCGAGACUUGCUUCCCUAUGUAAGGUUUGAGAAGGAUGACAUUGGUAAACAAUCUACCAUUCAUGAUUUCUUUGACACCAAAAUUAACAUUCGACGGGUGGAUGGAACAGUCAUUACUGAGGCUGUUCAUCCUUAUCCCAUCAUAUUGUACGAGUUGAUUGAAAAUAAGAAGUGGGAACAAGCUAUUCGGUUGUGUCGAUUUGUUAAAGAUAAGGCAAUAUGGGCAACGUUGGUCGGAAUGGCCAUUAAAUUGAAUCAACUCAAUACUGCAGAGGUUGGUUUGGCCGCUCUUGAAGAAGUUGACAAAUUGCGAUACAUUUCCAAAAUCAAGAGAAUUCCAUCACAAGAAGGCAAAAAUGCAGCAUUGUCUCUCUUUAUGAGGAACAUUGAAGAGGCAGAGUCAAUUUUGCUGCAAGCUCGGCUAAUCUAUAGAGCCAUCAAAAUGCACAUUAAAUUAUUCAAAUGGGAACGUGCGUUGGAUUUGGCCAAACGAUUCAAAGUUCAUAUUGACACGGUGAUUGCCUAUCGGAGAAAGUAUUUAGCAGAAUCAGGUCAAGAGGAAACUAAACCCGAAUUUUUACAAUUCCAAGAAAUGGAAGUAAAUUGGGAUGAAAUCAGGGAACGAAUCACUCAAGAAAAAGCAAAAGAAAAGAAUGGAAAAUAA